Aspergillus puulaauensis is the source of this 1458-nucleotide messenger RNA. Its product is annotated as aldehyde dehydrogenase family protein. The coding region runs from base 1 to 1458 and encodes 485 amino acids. The transcript has 4 exons. NCBI's taxonomy places the organism in Eukaryota, Fungi, Ascomycota, Eurotiomycetes, Eurotiales, Aspergillaceae. The record is from RefSeq and is a predicted model, not a curated record. Gene Ontology annotation, molecular function: aldehyde dehydrogenase (NAD+) activity.
AUGACCUCUCAAGCCCCCACCGAGAUAGAAACGCGCCUGUUUAUCAACGGCCAGUUUCGCCCUGCUUCAGAUGCAGCUACAUUCCCUUUAAACUCGCCUACAACACUGGAACAGGUAGCUCUAGUCCCCGAAGCCUCAGUCGAAGAUACAAACGACGCAGUCGCAGCAGCCAAGGCAGCAUUCCCAGCAUGGUCCGCCCUCUCACCCCACGACCGCGGGGCCUACAUGACCAAGCUCGGCGACCUGAUGCUCGAAUCCGAAGCCGAACUCGCGCAUCUCGAGGCCAUCUCCAUGGGCCGGCCCAUCUCUGGCUACUGGGAUGCAAAAGCCGCAGUUAAGAAACUGCAAUAUUUCGCCUCCUGCGGCUGGAACGGCCAGGGCCAGACAAGUCUCAACACACCAGGCUUCGUCAAUAUGACCCUGCGCCAGCCAUUCGGUGUCGUCGCGGUUAUUAUCCCAUGGAACGUUCCGGUCUACUUCUUCAUCAAUAAAGUCGCCCCGGCCCUUGCAGCAGGAAAUACCGUGGUCGUCAAGAGUAGCGAGAAAGCCCCACUAACUUCCGCAAAACUCGCACACCUAAUCCAGCGCGCCGGGUUCCCACCAGGAGUCAUCAACGUCCUCUCCGGGCACGGCCACAUCUCCGGAACCACGCUCGCGCACCACAUGGACGUACGCCUAUUCACAUUCACAGGCUCCGGGCGCACAGGCCGUCUAAUCCAACAAGCAGCAGCCAAGUCGAACCUCAAGAACGUGAUCUUCGAACUCGGCGGGAAAUCACCAACCGUUGUCUUCGGCGAUGCAGACCUCGAAAAGGCAGCACGGGAGUCCGCGUAUAGUAUCCAGUGGAACAGCGGGCAGGUAUGCAUGGCGAACUCGCGGGUUUACGUGCAUGAAUCUGUGGCGGGGAAGUUCGUCGAGCUGUUUAAGCAGAAUCUGCAGAGGAUUCGGAUUGGGGACCCGACUGACCCUGAGACGAAUCAUGGACCGCAGGCGGAUGCAGUGCAGUUUGAGACUGUGAAGCGGUAUAUCGAGAUGGGGAAGCAGACGGGGCAACUUGCGCUCGGUGGAGGACAGGAUCUAGAGACGAAGGGCUAUUUUAUCCCGCCGGUCGUAUUCACAGACACGCCGGAGGAUGCGCAGAUCAUGAAGGACGAGAUAUUUGGGCCUGUGGUGAACAUCAAUACAUUCGAGACCGAGGCGGAGGUUGUUCAGAAGGUCAAUGCUACCGAGUUCGGGCUAUACGCUGCUGUGUAUACGCGCGAUGUGAGUCGGGCUAUGCGGCUGGCUACGUCGAUGGAGGCUGGGACUGUCGGUGUCAACUGUACAAGUCCGAGCGGUGCGUUUGAUCUUCCCUUUGGAGGAUACAAGGCGAGUGGAAUUGGGAGGGAGGGGAUUCACCACAGUUUGGAUAAUUACCUUGAGACGAAGACGGUGCUGCUGAAGGUUGACGAGGCGUAG